AUGAGGGUGGCAGUGGGCAUGCUCUGGCUCCUGGCCCUCUGGGGGCACCCCCCAGCCCACGGCUCCUGCCCCUCUCAAUGCAGCUGCAGCCUCCACGUCCUGGGUGAUGGCAGCAAGGCCAGGACGGUGGUGUGCAGCGACCCCGACAUGACCCUGCCCCCCGCGUCCGUCCCUCCGGACACCUCUAGACUGCGCCUGGAGCGGACGGCCAUUCGCAAGGUGCCCGGAGAGGCCUUCAGGCCGCUGGGCCGCCUGGAGCAGCUGUGGCUGCCCUACAACGCCCUCAGCGAGCUCAGCGGCCUCAUGCUGAGGGGCCUGCGCCGCCUGCGUGAGCUGCGCCUGCCCGGGAACCGCUUGGCCGCCUUCCCCUGGGCGGCGCUCAGGGACGCCCCCCAGCUGCGGCUGCUGGACCUGCAGGCCAACCGCCUUUCAGCCGUGCCGCCCGAGGCCGCGCGCUUCCUGGGGAAUCUCACCUUCCUCGACCUCUCCAGCAACCAGCUGCUGAGGCUCCCGCAGGAGCUGCUGGCCACCUGGGCUCACCUGCAGACCGGGCCCUUCCUUCCCGGCCACCACACCAGGCUGGUGCUAGGGCUGCAGGACAACCCCUGGGUAUGUGACUGCCGCCUCUAUGACCUAGCCCGUUUCCUGGAAGGCUGGGCCCCAAACCUGGCUUUCAUAGAGGCCAGGCUGAAGUGUGCCAGCCCGCGCAGCCUGGCCGGAGUGGCCCUCAGCCAGCUGGAACUGAGGAAGUGCCAGAGUCCGGAGAUCCGUCCAGGGGUAGCCAGCCUCAGGUCCCCUCUGGGCAGUUCAGUAUUGCUACGUUGUGGGGCCACCGGGGUCCCUGGGCCGGAGAUGAGCUGGAGGAGAGCCAACGGGUAUCCGCUCAACGGCACAGUGCAUCAGGAAGUUGCCAGCGAUGGCACGAGUUGGACGCUGCUGGGCCUGCCUGCUGUGUCCCACCUUGACUCAGGAGACUACAUCUGCCAGGCCAAGAACUUCCUGGGAGUCUCUGAGACUGUCAUCUCCCUGGCCGUCACUGAGCCCCAAGCUUUCACAGAACACGGUGGGAGCCCAGGGGCACUGUGGGCAAGGACAGGUGAGGGGGCGGAAGCUGCCGCGUACAACAAGAUGGUGGCCAGGCAUGUCCCUGACAUUCCUGGACCUGCUGUCCUGGCCACUGGGCCCCCUGUGUCCAACAUGAAGGAGGAGCUGACCCUCCAGCACUUCCAGAUGGGGAUCCCAGGAGAACGCUUGAACGGGCAGGCGGGACGCCAGGAGACCCAGAUGGUGAGGUCUCUCAAGGUGGUGGGAGACACUUACCAGAGUGUGACCUUGGUGUGGAAGGCCCCCCAGGCUGGGAGCAUAACUACCUUCAGUGUCCUCUAUGCUGUCUUUGGGCAGCGCAGCAUGCGGAGGGUGGUUGUGCCGCCUGGAAAGACCAGCAUCACCAUCCGUGGGCUGGUGCCCAAGACCAAGUACGUGGCGUGUGUCUGUGUGCGGGACCUGGUGCCCCAGAAGGAGCAGUGUGUCAUCUUCUCCACGGACGAGGUGGUAGACGCCGAGGCCACCCAGCGGCUCAUCAAUGUGGUGGUGAUCAGCGUGGCUGUUGUCAUCGCCCUGCCCCUCACCCUGCUUGUCUGCUGCGGUGCUCUGCGAAGGCGCUGCCGGAAGUGCCGUUCUGGGGGCUCCGCCGAGGCCUACGUCAACCUGGAGAGGCUGGGCCACAGCGAGGAUGGCUCUGAGGAGCUGUCCCAGCACAGCCUCAGUGAGGCCGACAGGCUCCUCUCGGCCCGUUCCAGCCUGGACUCUCAGGUCUUGGUGGGCAGGGGGGGCAGACGGAUCAAUGAGUACUUCUGCUGA
This is a messenger RNA of Prionailurus viverrinus (fishing cat), 1860 nucleotides long. It is a transcript of the gene LRIT1, whose product is annotated as leucine rich repeat, Ig-like and transmembrane domains 1. The transcript is spliced from 4 exons. Gene Ontology annotation, cellular component: endoplasmic reticulum membrane. Bases 1 to 1860 code for a protein of 619 amino acids. The record is from RefSeq and is a predicted model, not a curated record. Gene Ontology annotation, molecular function: protein binding. NCBI's taxonomy places the organism in Eukaryota, Metazoa, Chordata, Mammalia, Carnivora, Felidae.